AUGGCGUUGCUCUUGUUGUCUUUCUUGGCCAUCUCAUGCUUCGGCAGAGUGGUCCAUGGAGACCCCGUCGUGCCCUGCUACUUCAUUUUUGGGGACUCGCUGGCCGACAAUGGCAACAACAAUAAUCUUCAAACCUCGGCCAAAGUCAAUUACGCGCCGUACGGGAUCGACCUUCCCAGCAUCGGGCCGUCGGGACGGUUCACCAAUGCUCGAACCAUGGUCGAUUUCAUCACUCAAUCCCUAGGGUUCACGGAUCUCAUUUUGCCUCACGCGACUGCGUCCGGGAACGAUCUCCUGAGAGGCGUGAACUACGCAUCGGGUGGAUCGGGCAUUCGUCCAGACACGGGAUCGAACCUGGGCGCUCACAUCAGCUUGGAUGACCAGCUGCAAAAUCACCAAAAUGUGAUCAAAGCCAUCGUUGCUAUAGUCGGAGAGGCUAAAGCCACGCAGCUGCUAAAUAGCUGCUUGUACACCGUCGGAUUGGGAAGCAACGACUACAUCAACAACUACUUUAUCAGCGGAAGCUCAACGAGUCAGAACACUCCGGAGCAGUAUGCCUCGCUCCUCAUCGACCAGUACUCCUCGCAAUUAAAGGCUCUACAUGGUUUUGGAGCGAGAAAGAUUGCAUUGUUUGGGCUGGGGCAAAUUGGAUGCACCCCCUUUGCGAUUGCAUCAGGUGGGAAAAACGCAUGCGUACAAGAGAUGAACUCUGCAGCCAAACUCUUCAACGACAAGCUCUACCCACUCGUGGAUCAGCUCAACAGCGCCUUCACCGGUGCCAAGUUCAUUCUUGUGAACGUCAUGGGAAUGUCGGCAAGUUCGACAAACGCGAUCACGGUACUAGGAACCUCGUGCUGCCCGACGGGUCAGACCGGGCUGUGCAUGCCGAACUCCACGCCGUGCCCUGAUCGGAGUACAUAUGCGUUUUUCGAUGGAUUCCAUCCGACGGAAGUCGUCAAUCAAGGACUUGCAGGAAGAGCGUACCACGCAAGUUCCACGACAGAUACUUAUCCUACUGAUAUCUCCCACCUGCUCAAUCCCUCGGCUUUGCGGAUUUUAUUUUGCCCCAAAGCAACCGCGAGCAGGUCUGACUUACCGAGAGGCGUGAACUACGCAUCGGCUUCAUCUGGCGCCGGCAUCCGCGCAACACGGGGUUCGAACCUGGGUGAUCAGAUCAGCCUCAAUAAGCAGCUCGAGAAUCACCGGAAUGUGAUCAAUUCCAUCAAUUCUUCUCUCGGAGAUCCGAACGAGACCACGCAGCUGUUGAACAGCUGCUUGUACAGCAUCGGAGUGGGAAACAACGACUACAUCAACGAUUACUUCGCCUCCGGGAACAGAAGCGGCGAGUACACUCUGGAACAGCUCGCCUCGCUUCUUAUCAACGAAUACACCUUUCAACUACAGACUUUGCACGGCUACAGAGCGAGGUAA
Molecule: messenger RNA, 1431 nt
Organism: Syzygium oleosum
Lineage: Eukaryota; Viridiplantae; Streptophyta; Magnoliopsida; Myrtales; Myrtaceae
Product: GDSL esterase/lipase At1g29670-like
Exons: 8
Coding region: 1-1431 (476 amino acids)
Molecular function (GO): hydrolase activity, acting on ester bonds
Source: RefSeq, a predicted model, not a curated record